GCAAAGUCUAUGAGAUGCAUACCUUGUGGACCAUUCCACUGUUACUGUUCCAUAUAGUUAGAGGCAGAGAAGUCUGCUUUCCCCGCCUGGGCUGCUUCACAGAUGACAUACCAUGGGCUGGAACGGUGGAACGGCCCAUUUCACGACUCCCUUGGGCACCUGAGAAAAUAAAUACACGCUUCCUUCUCUAUACUAAAAAGAACCCUAACAACUUUCAGGAAAUCACUGCAAUCAGUCCAGAAACAAUUGGCUACUCCAACUUCAAUACCAGCAAGAUAACCCGCUUUAUCACCCAUGGAUUCAUAGACAAGGGGGAAGAAAGAUGGCUGUCAGAUAUGUGCAAGAGAAUGUUUCAAGUGGAAGAUGUGAACUGCAUUUGCAUAGACUGGACCAAAGGUGCCAGGUGUCCCUAUACCCAGGCAGCUAACAACAUCCGUGUGAUGGGGAGUGAAGUGGCAUAUUUUGUAAAUGUCCUUAAGGAGAAAUAUGGAUACUCUCCAUCCCUGGUACAUUUCAUUGGCCAUAGCCUUGGGGCACAUGCAGCUGCUGAGCUGGGAAGAAGAAUAAAAGGAAUUGGAAGAAUCACUGGACUAGACCCUGCUCAACCUUAUUUUCAAGGCACUCCACCUGAGAUCAGACUGGACAAAAGUGAUGCUGAGUUUGUUGAUGUGAUUCAUACUGAUUCAGCACCAUUAAUUCCACAUCUAGGGUUUGGGAUGAGUCAAGCUGUUGGACAUCUUGAUUUUUAUCCAAAUGGAGGAGAAUACAUGCCAGGAUGUAAGAAAAAUCCUCUUUCACAAAUAGUGGAUAUUGAUGGCAUUUGGGAAGGAACUCGUGACUUUGUGGCCUGUAACCAUCUGCGGAGCUAUAAGUAUUAUUCGGAUAGCAUUAUUUUUCCAGAUGGAUUUUUGGGUUACCCUUGUGCUGCGUACAACUUAUUUGAAACAGACAGCUGUUUCCCAUGUCCAAAAGGUGGAUGUCCUCCAAUGGGUCACUAUGCAAUUGAAUUUAAAGACAAAAUCACUUCUGGAUUUACUAAACUUUAUUUGAAUACUGCAGAUGCCAAAAAUUUUACCAGUUGGAGGUACAAAUUAUCAGUCACACUGUCUGGAAGCAGCAGCAUCCGGGGGUACAUAAAUAUUGCCCUGUAUGGGAGUGGAGGGAACACAAAGCAAUAUCAAAUUUUCAAGGGGAAGCUCAGACCUGGUGAGGUUUAUACCAAGCUAAUAGAUGUAGAACUUAAGGUUGGAAUUGUCACCAAGGUUAAAUUUCUUUGGAACAACAAUAUCAUAAACCCAACUUUGCCCAGACUGGGAGCAGCAAAGAUUACAGUAGAAGAUGGAGAAAAUGGGAAUGUAUUCAAUUUCUGUGGCAGUGAAACUGUGAGAGAAGAUGUGCUGCAAACACUCACAUCAUGCUGAUCUUGAAAUGAGGAGCAGCUUUUCUGCAAAUCUUAAUAAAACAGUAACAUUUCAAGCA
Molecule: messenger RNA, 1479 nt
Organism: Candoia aspera
Lineage: Eukaryota; Metazoa; Chordata; Lepidosauria; Squamata; Candoiidae
Product: inactive pancreatic lipase-related protein 1-like
Exons: 13
Coding region: 15-1421 (468 amino acids)
Biological process (GO): lipid catabolic process
Molecular function (GO): triacylglycerol lipase activity; protein binding
Source: RefSeq, a predicted model, not a curated record